AUGAUUUCGAGCGAUAUUGAUGCCAUCUUCAAGGCCAGAGACAUUACCCUGAUUUGCGUUGCUACCCCGCUCAACCUGUCCAUCUCCAUCUUCGGUCUGUACCGGCUCGUGGGGUGGCCUUCCCUGGUAGCCGCAAGCAUCCUGGUCGUAUCAUUGUUGUCAAGUCUAUAUACUGCUCGUGCCAUGGCCCGGGCCCAGUUAAAAGUCCGAGACGCGCAGGACUCCCGAAUAUCCUUGGUAUCCGAGGAUCUCUCUUUGAUAAAAGCAAUCAAGUAUUUCGCGUGGGAACAAUAUGCCUCUGAUAAGAUCCAAGCGGCACGAAGGUUUGAGCAGAAGUACAUCUGGAAGCACGUUGUCCUCAACACCAUAAUCAGCGUUUUGAACGCCUCAUUCCCUUAUGUCGCCCUUCUCUCCAUCUUCGUGACCCGAGUUAUGAUACAAAAGAAACCGCUCCCUGCAUCACUAGCUUUUGCUACAGUGGGCUUGAUCAAGAAUAUUCGCAACCGGCUCAACAUGGCAUCUUUCUUGUCCCGCAACGUCACGGCGGCCAUGAUCGCUUUCAAGCGCCUCGAUGGGUAUUAUGGACGGUGCCAACCCCUUCAACAGCAUCCCCUCGGCCCGUUGCAGAUACGCGGAGGUUCUUUUGCCCCAAGCGGAUCCGCUUCAUUCAAGCUGGAAGAUAUCACUGUGGACUUUGUUGAAGGCGGACUGAAUACCGUUACUGGACCCAGCGGUAGUGGCAAGACCACCUUGUUGCUUUCCCUCCUCGGAGAAACGGUGCAAGAAGGCGGCCGAGUAACGAGGCCCAAGGACGUCGGGUAUGCCCCACAAACCGCAUGGCUUCAGAAUGACACGAUUAAAAACAACAUUAUCCUCGAAGAGGCCUUUGAGCCGGCUCGCUAUCGACGAGUUGUGCAGUGCUGCUGCUUGGAGUUUGAUUUCGACCAGCUGCCAGCGGGAGACGAGACAAUUGCUGGUGAAAACGGAACCACGCUCUCUGGCGGGCAACGGGCGCGAGUGUCUUUAGCCAGAGCAUUCUAUUCCAAGGCGCCCGUUCUUCUGCUCGACGACAUAUUUUCCGCCCUUGACGCGAAGACCGCGGCGGGCAUCUGGGAACACUCCUUCUGCAGCGACUUGCUCAAGGGUCGCACAGUGGUUCUGGUCACGCAAGUGCCAUGGAUCGCGGCACAGUCAGACCUGGAGGUCAUUCUCUCAAACGGCCAAACCCAAUCUGUCGAACAACACCUUGGCGUUACCCGAAGGCCGGUUUCUGUAGAGAUAGCUCUGGCCACGGAUUCAGGGCUCCGUGAUGGAGGCAACGGCGGCGAAAAUGGGAAGCCGGUACCUCCCACCGUGGAAAAAGAUCGGAGUGUUGAUGCUGUCGAUGCGGAGAUGAGGGCUCGCGGCGCAGCCCGAAGAAUUUAUGGCAAAUACAUUGCAUACUGGGGGCACCCGAUAUUCGUGGUCAUUUGCAUCGCUACCCUCGUUAUUGGAGCCGCGACUAUCCCACUCGGAAACUUGUGGCUGGCGAAAUGGACAGAAGAUGGUGAACAAAACCCCGACAUCGAUGUCCCAUACUACCUAAGCAUAUACUGCGCAAUCAUCGCAGCCGAGGUUGUGAUGAGCAACAUACCCUUGAUCAUGAGCAAGUACGGUGGUUGGGUGGCUGCUAGGACAAUACACGCGCAACUCGUUCAAUCUAUCAUGAACGCCCCUCUGUCCUGGUUCACCGAGAUUCCAGUCGGCCGGGUUCUCAACCGCUUCUCUCGAGACAUGGCCUCUCUGGACAACAAUCUCCCAUACCUAGCUAAUAUGGUGUUGUGGCUGGGCAUAUCACUCGUCUACCGCCUCCUGGCUAUCAGUUCGGUACUCCCGAUCUUCGCCGUACCUUCGACAGUCGUAUGUGUUAUCGGCGUCUUUGUGGGCGAGAUGUACACGCGGACGGGCGUUAUAUUGCGCCGCCUAGACUCCUCGACCCAGUCACCGGUGUUUUCACAAUUUGUCGACACCCUCACCGGCCUCGCUGUUGUGCGGGCCCGUGAAGGUAUGCCGGAGAAGUUUGGCAUGAUCCUCAUGGAGCGCCUGCUGCUCUGGUCGACAGCCGCCGAGUCGCUCUACAACGCCAACCGCUGGGUAGCAGUUCGUAUCGACCUUGCUACCUCCCUCGUGACCCUCGGGGCAGGCAUAAUCGCCCUGGCCAAGGCAGACUCAACGCCCGCGGGUCUUAUCGGUUUUUCUCUUGCCAAUGCGACUGGAUUAAGCCAGACAAUUAUCUUCCUAGUGCGCUCCAUGAACGACCUAGAGAUAGAGCUACAAAGUUUCGAUCGAUUGCAAGAGUACCUGGAGCUAAAAUCGGAGGACGCUUCGGACGACCCUCUUCCCGAAGAAGGCGCUCCGGAUAGCGAAGGCGGACCCGUGAUACCUCUCAAUUGGCCGCAGAACGGUGAAAUCGAGUUUCAGGAUGUCACAAUUCGUUACGAGGACAAGGGGCCGGAUAUCCUGUCCAACAUUAACCUCAAGCUUCGAUCGGGUGAGCGAGUGGCCGUCGUUGGACGGACUGGGUCGGGAAAAAGCACACUGGUCUUGUCGCUCCUUCGAUUCACCCACAUCGCAUCCGGGAAGAUCCUGUUCAACGGAGUGGACAUUUCCAAGGUACCCAGGAGAAGGCUCCGCCAGGCCGUUACCAUCAUUCCACAGGAACCGGUCUUGUUCAGCGGCACCGUCGGCUCUAAUCUGGAUCCGACAGGCAGCGUCCCCGAGGAAACACUCCAAAAUGUCAUAGACUCCACCAAGACCAUUGCCUCAUUCCAGCACCGACGGUCGUCCAGGGAAAGCAGCGAUUCGGAGGAGAGUGACACAAGUGCGCGUCAACAGGAAGGGACCGAACCCCCAGGGCCUCACACUCUCGAGUCCGGUUUUGGCGCAGGGGAGAACUUUUCCCACGGCCAACGACAAGUGCUGUCUCUGUGCCGCGCGCUUGUUCGGAAGAGCAAUCUAAUGCUUCUAGACGAGGCCACUGCGAAUAUGGAUCACGAAACGGAUAGGGCCAUUCAGGAGAUCUUGGGCCGCGAGGUUGAAGGAGGAGACCAAAACCGAACGCUCGUCACGAUAGCCCAUCGACUGAAGACGAUUUUCAACUACGACAAAGUCGUGGUUAUGGCAGAGGGCAAAAUUAUUGAAACCGGCUCCCCUGGGGACUUGUACCAAGCGCAGGGUGUCUUUUAUGAGAUGGUGGAGCAUAGCGGCGACCGUGAUGUAUUCAGGGCGCUCUGA
Messenger RNA from Parascedosporium putredinis, 3273 nucleotides. NCBI's taxonomy places the organism in Eukaryota, Fungi, Ascomycota, Sordariomycetes, Microascales, Microascaceae. The record is from the annotation of a GenBank genome assembly.